AUGGCGACUCUUUCCAUCAACGGUCUUCACUCUUCUCUCGAGAGGCUGAGCCUCGACACUCCUCUUCCCUCUUUUCCCCCUGCUGACGUACUAGUACGUCCUCUCGAUAUCUUUCGCUCAUACAUUGCGAAAAUCGUUGCAGAGGUCACGGGAUGUGAUCCAGCCCUUGCGUACGAGGCGAUUCAGACUACUGCAGCGAUUUCCAUGGGCGACUUGGCAGUUAUUUUGCCUCGGCUCAAGAUCAAAGCAAAUGCAGAGGUUGCGGCAGAGCUUCUGGCGAAGUUCCCCAAGUCUCCCCUUUACACCUUCCCGUUUGUUGACGGCAUCCACAUCCGAAUCUUUUCCUCCCCUUUCACGCUCCCCAGACUCCUCCUUCCCUUCAUCGCGGACCGAAAGGAGCUAUACGGUGGCGAUGAGUCGUUCGGCCUUCGACCCGCUCCUGACUCUGGAAAGCUGAAGGCUAUCGUCGAGUUCUCCUCUCCCAACAUCGCCAGCGAGUUUGAGGGUAGACACCUGCGCAGCACCAUCAACGGCGCUGCCAUCGCCAACCUGUAUGAGCGUAUGGGAUGGGAUGUUGUCCGAAUGAACUACCUGGGCGAUUGGGGCAAGCAAGUCGCCCUUCUUGCCGUCGGUUGGGAGAAGUUCGGCUCUGAUGAGGAGUUUGAGAAGGAUGCUAUCCGCCACCUUCUCGAAGUCUACAACAAGAUCGUGGAGGCCUUCAAGCCUGAGCUCGAGGCCAGCCACAAGGCAAAAGCCGACAACAAGAGCACUGCCGAAAUCGAGUCGCAAGGUAUCUACGCUGAGCGCGACGCCUUCUUUAAGCGCUUGGAGGAUGGCGACGCCGAUGCCAUGGCUUUGUGGAAGAAGUUCCGUGACGUCUAUGUCGAGGACUACACCAAAGCCUACGCGCGUCUAGGUAUCAAGUUCGAUGAGUACAAUGGCGAGUCACAGGUCACGUCUGAGUCUAUCGCCGAGGUCGAGGCUGUUCUCAAGGACAAGGGUGUCCUCGAGGAGAGCGAGGGUUCCUGGGUCAUCGACUUCAAGAAGCACGGCUCCAAGGGACUGAGCACUGCAGUGUUGCGCAACCGUACCGGCACCACUAUGUAUCUCCUCCGCGAUAUCGCCAAUGUCAUCGACCUCGACAAGAAGCACUCCUUCGACAAGCUGAUCUACGUCGUCACAUCCGACCAAGAUGCCCACUUCGCUCGCGUCGCAAAGGCCAUCGAGCUCAUGGGUCACGUCGACCUCGCCAAGAAGCUUCAACACGUUGGCUUCGGUAAGGUACAGGGUCUCUCAGCGCAGCUCGGCAACGCACACCUCUUCGGCGACAUGAUUGACCAGUGUGCCGCAGCUGUCAAGACAGCCAUGGCGGAGCAAGAAAGUGGUGCUCCAGCUUCUGCCGCUGAGCCUUUCGGCAUCACCUCUUUGAUCGCGCAAGACAUGCACACCAAGCGCGGCAACGGCUACGCAUUCGACAGCAAGAAGAUGACUGAGUUUGAAGGAGACACUGGUGCUGCACUUCAGUUUGCAUAUACCAGACUCAAGUUGGCUUUGGGGCAACUUGAAGCCGAUCCCACGGCUCUGGCCGACGUUGACUACACACAUCUUCAGGAGGAAGAGUACACAAAUCUUCUCCGACUCAUGGCACAGUAUCCCGAUGUCAUCAACGCCGCGUACAAAUCGGUCGAACCUUCCGCCGUCCUCUCGUUCUUGUACCGUCUUGUCGAGCAGCUGAUUGAGUGUCUUGAUGUCGACGAAGAUGAAGAAGCGCCUGAGGGUUCGGAAGUGGACCUUGCGAGGGCCGUAUUGUAUGAAAAUGCGAAGCAGGUGUUGGAAAACGGAAUGAAGGUUCUGGGAACGGCGGUCAUCACGCCGGUCGAGCGCGCCCGCCGCGCCGAGCGGGCUAAGGAGAAGAUCCGUGAGGAGGUGACAUUCACCCCCGCCCUUCUCGGCCGCGUCCAGUCACGCGUGGACGCGAACGCCUUCCGUCGUUGUAUCUCGGACAACACGAUCUACCAGUCCAUCUGCAACUCGCUCAAGGACCAGAACCUUCCUGAGCGCGAGCGCCGCCCCGAUCUUGUGGACUUCCUGGCCCUUGAGGCCAUUCUUCCUGUUCAGUACAACGGACAGUACAACAAGGUGCUUAAGGAUCUCUUCGUCCGUUGCCACACGAUCUCCUGGGUCAAGGAAGCCAUUCUUAAGGCCAACCACGACUGGUUCCAGGACCAGCUGAAGGAGUCGAAGGACUUCAUCCGCACCAUGAUCAACAAGGUCGACUCCCAGCUUCUGGAGAUCAUCCUCGAGGACAUCGAGACCAGCUUCUGGCGCGAGAACAUCAAGGACCACGUUCUCUACAAGAAGGUCUACCACAAGCUUCUGUCCGACACCGCCCUCACCCAGCGCGACGUCCUCACCGUGGUCGCUAUCAACGGAGGCAGAUACCCCACCGAGAUCUUCCGUCACCUCGUUAUCAAGCAGAACUCCGACAUGCUCAACUUCGGCAACAACAUGCACGCCCGUCACGAUCUCUACGAGGAUGAGGAAUACCGUGGCUCGGCUCCGGCCUACAUUCCUCAGGCCAGCAACACUUUGCAGAGCCAGGCCCCUACCGCCGCCCCUACCAGCUCUGCUGCUAGUGCCACCGAUGGCAUCGCUGACCUUGAGGCCAUUGCCGAGGCCAUGGGAGACAAGAACAAGAGUCGCGAGAUGCGCAAGAAGAUCCAGGAGAUGAAGGAGCUCAUGGGUGGUGAUAGCCUCCGAACCGUCCGUGGAGGCCGCGUCCAGAAGCCCCAGAGGAGCACUCAAGGACGACAGGUCAUGCAGUCAAUCGAGGAGGACGACGACGACGAGGACGAUGACGAGGUGGCCACCAAGAAGGAGCAGGUCAGCCCCGCCACCAAGGCCGCGCCUGCCCGUGCUAAGGGUGGUCGCAAGACUGGCUAA
Messenger RNA from Colletotrichum gloeosporioides, 2943 nucleotides. RefSeq names its product Arginine--tRNA ligase cytoplasmic. The record is from RefSeq and is a predicted model, not a curated record. Gene Ontology annotation, molecular function: ATP binding; arginine-tRNA ligase activity. Gene Ontology annotation, biological process: arginyl-tRNA aminoacylation; mitochondrial translation. Gene Ontology annotation, cellular component: cytoplasm; mitochondrion. The coding region runs from base 1 to 2943 and encodes 980 amino acids. The transcript is spliced from 3 exons. Lineage: Eukaryota; Fungi; Ascomycota; Sordariomycetes; Glomerellales; Glomerellaceae.